AUGACGCGUGUAAUGUUCCCUAGAAGCCGAACCCAGCUUGGUAUUAGGAAAUACAGGGCAAGCGCCAUCAUACCAAGACGUGGCCCACGAGUCACAUGCUCCCUGGCACCGCCUUCUCAUGUCAAGGCGGAAAACUACAAUUCCCGAGAUCCUUUGAGAAGUUGUUUUUCUCUUGUCCGUACAGGAAGCAUUUUCAAUGCGUAGUAAAACUAGGUCGACGUUGUCAUGGAAACCGGAGCAGCCCCAUUCACUGCGCCGGCUGCUCUGAGGGGCCCAGUAAUCGGAGACAUCGGAAACUGGCUGGAUAGGACACCAGUUCAUGAUGCCUCGAGACAAGGUCAGAUUCUACAGCUCACACAACUGAUUGAAAGUGGAGUCUGUGUGAAUAUAGUAACAGUGGACUCCAUUACACCACUGCACGAAGCCUGUCUUCAUGGCCACAUUCAGUGUGUGAAGCUGUUACUUGCUGCUGGUGCACAGGUGGAUGCCAGAAAUAUUGAUGGCAGUACCCCUCUCUGUGAUGCCUCUGCUGCAGGCAGUCUUGAGUGUAUGAAGAUGCUCCUUGACUAUGGGGCAAAAGUGAAUCCUCCACUUUUUACUGCAUCUCCUCUUCACGAAGCAUGCAUGAGUGGUAACCCUGAAUGUGUAAAACUUCUUAUCGAUGUGGGAGCAAAUCUAGAAGCUCAUGAUUGUCAUUUCGGUACCCCUUUACAUGUAGCUUGUGCAAGAGAACACUUGGAGUGUGCUAAGGUGUUACUUGUUGCAGGUGCAAAUGUGAAUGCUGCUAAACUUCACGAAACAGCCCUACAUCACGCUGCUAAGGUGAAAAACAAAGAUCUUAUUGAAAUGCUAGUGGAAUUUGGAGGAAAUGUGUAUUCGAGGGACAAUCGUGGAAAAAGACCUUCAGAUUAUUCCUGGCCAAACAGUCCUACUGCCAAAUGCUUUGAAUAUUAUGAGAGUAAGUUCUUUCAGAGACUCCUAGAAGUUUGUCACAGCUCUGCAGACUUCGACUCAGAAAAGCACUUGGCCAAGGAGUAGUUGAGAAGGUUUAUGAAUUAAAUAUUCCACAAAGACUUAUGAAAUAUCUUGCAUAUAAGUGACUUUAACAAAACUUACAUGCAUGUUACCCUACAACCAAUAUUGUAUUAUUGUACAUAUAGUGAUAUUCUGCAUACAAAUAUAGUAAAUAUUUAGUCCAGUGGAAAGGUUUGGAGAUAUGGUCUUACAGAUUCUAAUUUGCAUCUUAAAAGCAUUGGUCAGUGGCAAUUAUAUUGUCAAGUCAUUUUUAUUUCUUUGUAUUUAUGUUUGUAAAAUAUGUAAUUUAUUGGGGCAAAAUAGUCUUUUUCCGGACCUAUUAUAAGCAAAACAUUAUGAACAGCGUUGAAUGCUUUGAAUUGUUUCUAAUGGAUUCCUGCCAUAUAGUUUGCUACGUGGUGCUGAGAAUCUUUAACAUCUUAUAACUGGAAUCCAACUUGCCAAGCAAUAAAUGGUGAGUUGCCCUAGAGGUUUUUUAGUCAAAAUUAAGUCCCCUCCAUUCACAUCUAUGGGAGGAAGCUUGACGAAGCAACACUUUAAAGCUAUUACAGGACUUCCUUCUCCAGAAAUAUUAAAUGAAGGACCGCUUCAUAAGUUUUUUUUAGUCUGAUCCUUGUUAGGGUCAGGGGUGCUGAAUUGUUAAUUGUGUAUUGUAAAAUAUUUACUGAAUUAUGAUACCAAGAACAAUAAAAUAUGUGGUUUAUUUUCACCCAUUUAUAGACAAUCGGUUUAU
This is a messenger RNA of Hyla sarda, 1768 nucleotides long. It is a transcript of the gene ASB13, whose product is annotated as ankyrin repeat and SOCS box containing 13. Gene Ontology annotation, biological process: positive regulation of protein catabolic process; intracellular signal transduction; protein ubiquitination. NCBI's taxonomy places the organism in Eukaryota, Metazoa, Chordata, Amphibia, Anura, Hylidae. The transcript is spliced from 6 exons. The record is from RefSeq and is a predicted model, not a curated record. Bases 226 to 1038 code for a protein of 270 amino acids. Gene Ontology annotation, molecular function: protein binding.